AUGAUCAACGAUCUUGAACUGGCAUCCUCUAGCACUGACCAUUGGAAAUACGUGGAUGACGUAACAAUAUCGGAGUCCUUAAAGAAAAAUGAAGUUUCAGUCCUACAAUCUGAUCUUAACACAAUUGAAAGAUGGACUGUUAAUAACAACAUGAAAUUGAACGGAAAGAAAUGCAAAGAAAUGAUAGUGAGUUUCGUCCGUAGCGAGAAUGGCAUUCCCCGACUCCUCAUUGAUG
Messenger RNA from Paramuricea clavata, 235 nucleotides. NCBI's taxonomy places the organism in Eukaryota, Metazoa, Cnidaria, Anthozoa, Malacalcyonacea, Plexauridae. The record is from the annotation of a GenBank genome assembly.